GGAAAGCGCCGGCUGUUCCAACCUCAACGGCGGUGUGUGCGUGUCAUGUUUUUGGUUUCUUGUCAAAAAUGUCCCAAGCAGCCGCCGCCGGGUCCAAAGGGAAAAAAGGGGCCACCAGCGCGGCCCCAACCUCCAAAUUGAAUAAAAAUGCGGCGGUGAACAGCCUCAUUGUGUUCGUCGUAUUAUUGUUGGCGUGGGUCGCCGGAUUCGCAUCCCGUCUUUUCGCCGUCAUCCGAUUCGAGAGUAUCAUACACGAAUUCGAUCCCUGGUUCAACUAUCGGGCCACAGCGUAUAUGGUAAAACAUGGAUUCUACAACUUCCUCAAUUGGUUCGACGAGAGGGCAUGGUACCCCUUGGGAAGAAUCGUUGGGGGUACGGUGUAUCCCGGAUUGAUGAUCACCUCGGGGAGCAUACACUACAUCUUGCAUUUAUUGCAUAUUAAUAUACAUAUUAGGGACAUUUGUGUCUUUUUAGCACCAAUUUUUAGUGGUUUAACGGCGAUAUCGACGUACCUCCUGACCAGGGAGCUGUGGUCUUCGGGGGCAGGCCUGUUCGCCGCCUGUUUUAUCGCCAUAGUGCCCGGAUACAUCAGUCGUUCGGUGGCCGGUUCCUACGAUAACGAGGGAAUCGCCAUUUUCGCCUUACAAUUCACUUACUUCUUAUGGAUCAAGUCGGUGAAAACCGGAUCCGUUUUUUGGGCGGUCGCCACCGCUCUCUCUUACUUUUAUAUGGUGUCAGCAUGGGGCGGCUACGUAUUCAUUAUCAACCUCAUACCGCUCCACGUGUUCGUUCUGUUACUGAUGGGCAGAUACUCGAACAGAUUGUUCACCAGUUACACCGUUUUCUACAUUUUGGGUCUGAUAAUGUCCAUGCAGAUCCCGUUCGUCGGAUUCCAGCCCAUCAGAACUUCGGAACAUAUGGCAGCUGCCGGUGUUUUCGCUCUAUUAUUCGCCGUGGCCUUCCUAAAAUACCUCCAGUCGAGCAUGACCAAAUCGGAAUUUAAAUCGUUGGUGAUUUGGGGCGGUUUGGUGGCCGCCGGGGUGGUAUUCGCCACCGUGGUGGGGCUCACUUACGCCGGGUAUAUUGCCCCAUGGAGCGGAAGGUUUUACUCAUUGUGGGAUACUGGCUAUGCGAAAAUCCAUAUCCCGAUUAUCGCCUCCGUGUCGGAGCAUCAGCCGACCACGUGGUUUUCGUUUUUCUUCGAUUUGCACGUGCUCAUUCCCACUUUUCCCGCGGGAUUAUGGUACUGCAUUAAGCACGUUAACGACGAACGGGUUUUCGUGAUAUUAUACGCAUUGAGUGCCGUUUACUUCGCCGGAGUGAUGGUCCGUCUGAUGCUCACCCUCACCCCGGUGGUGUGCAUGCUGGGCGGCGUCGCCUUCUCCGUCAUCUUCGAGAUGUACUUGAAAGAGGAGGACGCCUCGGCCGCCUCCGCCACCGCCGACAACGAGGAAGAGGAGGGCGGCACCCACGGGGGCGGCAAACGGCUCUACGACAAGGCGGGCAAAGUGCCGAAGAUCAUCAAACACGAGUCGAAGGACCAGGACCCGAUCGGGCCGAACAUUAGGAGCAUCGCGGCGGUCGUUUUCGUCCUUUUACUGAUGCUGUUCGCGGUCCAUUGCACCUGGGUGACGAGUAACGCGUACUCGAGUCCCAGUAUCGUGCUGAGCAGUUACGGGAACGACGGCACCAGGCAGAUCCUGGACGAUUUUAGGGAGGCGUACUUCUGGUUGUCCCAGAAUACCGAGGACGAUGCCCGAGUUAUGAGUUGGUGGGAUUACGGUUACCAAAUAGCCGGGAUGGCGAACCGGACGACUUUAGUGGACAACAACACGUGGAAUAACAGUCACAUCGCUUUAGUGGGUAAAGCGAUGUCGUCGAACGAGAGCGCCGCGUACGACAUCAUGACCGCCCUGGACGUCGACUACGUGCUGGUGAUAUUCGGGGGGGUGAUCGGCUACUCCGGCGACGAUAUCAAUAAGUUUUUGUGGAUGGUGCGGAUCGCCGAGGGAGAGCAUCCCAAAGAUAUACGGGAAAGUGACUACUUCACGGAACAAGGCGAAUUCAGGGUGGACGCCGAAGGAUCUCCAACCCUUCUCAACUGUCUCAUGUACAAGCUGAGCUAUUACAGAUUCGGCGAUCUUAGAUUAGGAGACUACCGUUCGCCAUCAGGGUACGAUCGUACCAGGGGAGUAGUGAUUGGGAACAAAGAUAUUCACUUAACUUACUUGGAAGAGGCUUACACUAGUGAGCAUUGGCUAGUCAGGAUAUACAGGGUGAAAAAACCAGACGAAUUCAAUAGGCCAAGGAUACCAGUAGCGAAGAGAGUAGUAAAAACCCCAAAUUUCGUAUCGAAAAAGAGUACCAAACGCAAGAAGGGAACCAUCAAAAACAAACCGAUAGUGGUAAAAGGAAAAAGGCCCGCGACGAAAUCGCAAUAAAUGAGGAGAGAAACGAGAUAUAGUACAAUACAAAUUUAUUUUCUUGUUGUUUAGGUUAAUUUUAAAGUGCGAGUGUCCCCGCCAAAGAACUUUUUAACGUACCGAUUUCGUCGUCUUAUUUUUUUUUGUUGUUGCCGUUCAAACAGAAGCUUUUUAUUUGGUACACUGCAUUAGUUUAGUUAGUUAUUGUAUGAUAAAACUUCGUUUUCGUUUUUUUGGGAAUCACCACCAUGUGAUGUGAUAAAUAAAAAAAAAUUUUGCACUGGUUUAA
Anthonomus grandis grandis is the source of this 2712-nucleotide messenger RNA. RefSeq names its product dolichyl-diphosphooligosaccharide--protein glycosyltransferase subunit STT3B (gene Stt3B). Lineage: Eukaryota; Metazoa; Arthropoda; Insecta; Coleoptera; Curculionidae. The record is from RefSeq and is a predicted model, not a curated record. Gene Ontology annotation, cellular component: membrane. The transcript has 12 exons. Gene Ontology annotation, molecular function: dolichyl-diphosphooligosaccharide-protein glycotransferase activity. Gene Ontology annotation, biological process: post-translational protein modification. Bases 69 to 2441 code for a protein of 790 amino acids.